This is a messenger RNA of Chenopodium quinoa (quinoa), 1434 nucleotides long. RefSeq names its product probable serine/threonine-protein kinase WNK11. NCBI's taxonomy places the organism in Eukaryota, Viridiplantae, Streptophyta, Magnoliopsida, Caryophyllales, Amaranthaceae. Gene Ontology annotation, biological process: intracellular signal transduction; protein phosphorylation. Bases 170 to 1069 code for a protein of 299 amino acids. Gene Ontology annotation, molecular function: ATP binding; protein serine/threonine kinase activity. The record is from RefSeq and is a predicted model, not a curated record. Gene Ontology annotation, cellular component: cytoplasm. The transcript has 3 exons.
CCUUUUUCACCUAACCUAAAUAGUAAAGAAGUUCCUACACUAUAUAAAUAAAGUUCAUGGGCUUCUAUUGCUAUGACUUUUGCUCUCUCUCUUCAAAUUGUGUUGCUUUUUCUCUCCUCCUCCUUGCCGUUGCAUAGACUCUCUCCCUCCCUCAAAUCACUCUAAUAAGAUGCCUAUUGAAACGGAGGAAUUGGACCCACCGGAUAGCGACUCGGAGGCGUCUGUGGAGGUGGACCCCACGGGGAGGUACGGGCGCUACGACGAACGGCUCGGUGUCGGGGCCGUGAAGAAGGUGUAUAGGGCAUUUGAUCAAGAGGAGGGCAUAGAAGUGGCAUGGAACCAAGUAAAGUUGAAACAAUUUAGUGGCGAUAGUUCUAUGAUAGAUAGGUUAUUUUCCGAGGUUAGGUUAUUACGGAGUUUGAAAAACAAAAACAUAAUUGCGUUGUACCAUGUUUGGGAGGAUAAAGAACAUAAUACAUUAAAUUUUAUUACCGAAGUUUGUACCUCGGGAAAUUUGAGGGAGUAUAGGAAGAAACAUAAGCAAGUUUCUUUAAGGGCUUUGAAAAAAUGGUGUAAGCAAAUUUUGAAAGGGUUGGAAUAUUUGCAUACUCAUGAACCUUGUAUUAUACACCGUGAUCUCAAUUGCAGCAAUCUCUUUGUCAAUGGUAACAUUGGUCAGGUGAAAAUUGGGGAUUUGGGUCUAGCAGCAGUAGUAGGAAGGAGCCAUGCUGCACAUUCCAUCCUAGGGACACCGGAGUUCAUGGCGCCGGAGCUUUAUGAUGAGGACUACACCGAGCUAGUCGAUAUCUACUCAUUUGGGAUGUGUGUAAUUGAACUUGUUACCAUGGAAAUACCUUAUAGUGAAUGUAACAACGUCGCUAGGAUAUAUAAAAAGGUAACGUCUGGGUUAAGGCCUCAAGCCCUUGACAAGGUUAAGGAUUCGGAAGUGAAGGCGUUCAUUGAGAAGUGCCUAGCUCGGCCUAGGGCUAGACCCUCUGCGACCGAGCUCUUGGCUGAUCCUUUCUUUGAUGACAUUAUUGAUGAUGAUGAAAACAAUGAAGAAGAGUAGAGGUAGAAAGUUGCAUAGAUUUUUAGGAAUUGAGCCUCCAAAGUUUUUUUUAUUUUUGUUGUAGGCUUAAUUUCAUAUCUUUGUUAUAUGUUGCAUGAUAAUGUUGCAUGUAUGAUUUAUUGGACUAUACAAUAUUUGGUAGGUUAUGUAAUAUUUGGUUUGAUCUAUAGGUUUUUUUAUAUAGGAAAAAAAAGUGUUUUGAGGGAAAUAAAGGUUUAAUUAUAAUUUGGGAGUGAGAUUUAUCUCUGGGAUUACAAAAUGUAUAUAUAACUUCCAGGGAGAUUAUUUGAAUGGUAUUUGAUCUGAAUUUCUAUUGUGUUGCACAAUAUAUAAUGAAUUCCUUCUACUUUAAUUUCUUAGUAUUA